This is a messenger RNA of Penicillium macrosclerotiorum, 834 nucleotides long. RefSeq names its product putative plasma membrane ammonium transporter (Ato3). Gene Ontology annotation, cellular component: plasma membrane. The coding region runs from base 1 to 834 and encodes 277 amino acids. The transcript is spliced from 5 exons. NCBI's taxonomy places the organism in Eukaryota, Fungi, Ascomycota, Eurotiomycetes, Eurotiales, Aspergillaceae. The record is from RefSeq and is a predicted model, not a curated record. Gene Ontology annotation, molecular function: acetate transmembrane transporter activity.
AUGUCUGAAGAGAACGUCAGCGAAAAACAGGAGGCCUCGACUGCCGAGAUGCUGCGUCGCAUCCAGACAGCCGAGAGUGUCCUUCUCCCUAUCCCUCGCGAUGCCUUUGAAAAGCUAUACUUAAGCCCUAAAAUGCCUGCUGCUGGCAAUCUGCGCCGCACCUUUGGUAAUCCCACGCCCAUUUCGCUAUUGGGUUUCCUGUUGGCUGCGACACCCGCUGCGAUGCAAACGAUGGGAUGGGGAGGAUCAGGGGGCAAUGGGGGUGCAAUAAUACCCGUCUAUAUCUUCUUCGGGGGCAUGGUACAAAUAUUUGGCGCCGUUGGCGAAUGGUUGAUUGGCAAUACCUUUUCCUGCGCUCUUUUCUUCACAUAUGGUACUUUCUGGAUUGUCCAAGGCACUACCCAAAUGCCUUUUUUUGCAACAGGGCUGAAUUACUCGUCAACUGGAAACGCAUUAGAAGGCAUGCAGACGCCGGAGUAUAGUGCCACAACUGGUCUCUACUACGCGAUUCUUGCCGUCCUCACUUUUGUCUAUCUGAUAUGCUCGAUUCGCACCAAUGUCUGCCUCUUCCUAGCGUUGUUUCUCCUUGUAAUUACGUUUGCUUUGACCGCGGCAACGUUUUUCCAAAGCGCGCUUGGAAAUCUUGCCCACGCGGCCAAGUUACAACAGGCCGCAGGAGCGUUCAACUUUGCGCUUUGCCUGCCAAUCUGGCACAUUUUUAUUGCCCAGAUAUUCGAGGCAGUGGACUUCCCUAUUACCAUUCCAGUGGGUGACCUUAGCACGAUAGUGCUAGGCAAGACCCAGAAGGCGCGCAAGCGCGAUGUUGAUAGUUGA